AUGGGCAUACUCAUAAGGUCUCGUCAUCAAAUUGCAAACGUUGAAAUUUCCAACCGUGCUGAUAGAAAGCCGGCCAUCCUGAUGCGGAGAAUGCUGAAAGCAGGACCGUCGUGCGCAACUCGAAUGGAGAUUGCCCUCGAUUGCAACUCCAGAAGCAUGGACCGAAACCUCGUAUUCCACUUUGCUGGGGAAAUCCCUUAUGUUUUCGGAUUGCCAGCCUGGACAUACAUCAACGCAACUGAAGCGCUGGGCCCGGAUUUCCGGGGCCUGUUGCCGGAGUGGAAUCUUUGUCCUCCCUUCGUGAAGCGGGUAUCGUAG
Diaporthe amygdali is the source of this 318-nucleotide messenger RNA. RefSeq lists its product as uncharacterized. The transcript is spliced from 2 exons. Lineage: Eukaryota; Fungi; Ascomycota; Sordariomycetes; Diaporthales; Diaporthaceae. The coding region runs from base 1 to 318 and encodes 105 amino acids. The record is from RefSeq and is a predicted model, not a curated record.